AUGUGCAGCCCCGGGAGGAGCCGCUGGGAAACGUAGUCCUGGGCCAGACAUCCUCCCUUGGCGAGAGCCGCCGGCUCGGUGCCUGCCCGCCGGCUGCCGGGCCUCUGCCGCUGCCCCGUACGAGGGCCGUCUGAGAAGCUGGGCUGGGAAGGGGCUGUCGCUGCCCCUGUGGGCUGAGAGCAGGAGACCAAGGAAGGCAUGGAAGAGGGUGUCAUGUAUGCCGACCUGCGCUUUCCCCCCACUCCAGCUCCUCAGCAGCGAGUGCGCCUGCCCUGGUGCUGGGCAGCCCUCAGCCUGGGUCUCCUCUCCCUGGUGCUCCUGCUGGCACAAAUCAUCCUUGUCAGCCUGAGUUUCCACUAUCUGGUGCAACAACAAACAAGCUGCACAGAUGGUCUCUGGAAAACAGAGGAGAGCCCCAGCUAUGGGAAACAGACGCAGGAAGGGCAAUGCCAGUUUUGCCCGGUUGGCUGGCUCUGGGAUGCGGGGCAGUGCUACUACUUCUCCUCUGCCAAAAAGAACUGGGAGCAGAGCAGGGAGGACUGCUGCUCCAGGGGGGCACAGCUGGUCACCAUCCAAGCCAACACCACCCUGGCUUUCCUGGUGCGCACGGCUAGCAUGGAUGCCUUUCACGUGGGGCUGAAGCAGGACGGCUUCAGGGCGGAGUGGAAGUGGCUGGAUGGCACCACACUGGAAUGGACCUUCCCAGUCCAGCGCUACACCAGGUCCUUCCAGGCCUGUGGCAGGGUGUCAGGCUUGGGACUUUUGGGUGGUGCCUGCACAGAAUCCCUCAGAUGGGUCUGCAAGCAGAGUGCAGCCACCGUGCAGUGGCUCCAGUCCUCGCCUCCUGCCUUCCUCUGGGGAAACACCACCUACAGCUGUGUGAGGCCCUGAUGGCCAUGGUGACCCCCAGCCUGUGCCACCACCCUGUUCCCUGCCUGGCCCCAGUGCAUGGGCACUCCCAGGCUCUGCUGCCUCCUGGCCCAGUCCUCUCUACCCUCCAGAACUCUGCACUUUGCCAAUAAAUUCUGACAAUGACUGCAGCUGGCUUUGGGGUGUGGGGGUGGUAGGAUGGAGGUGCACCCUCCAGCUCUCAGACUCAGUGGCAUCACUCACAAGUGGGAAAUUGCAUCCUGUGGCCAGGAGCCAGCAUUGAGCCAGCAGGAAUCCAGGCAUCCCCAAGGUCCAACUGCAGUGCUCAGCAGCAGCUCCUGUGCAGGCUGCCACAGGUCCCAUGGAAGCUCUGGGCUUUCUGGUCGUGGUGGUUUGUUGAGAGCUUUGUAACAAGCUGGCUCGGAGCUAAAGCUCACAGUGAGAUUAAUUUGACCGAGAUAACGAAUGAGGGGAGUUGCCAUUCCAAUUAAACUGUGUCCUUGGCCCACGGAUGAAGAAAUACACACAGACAGGUGGUGGAGCGGGACAGCCUGGGAAAGUGGUGAUAGUUAUACCAAAACAGCACGUAGUUAGCUGAUAGCUAGUUAGCCAAUGGUGAGCUGGGAUUUUGCACUAUGCAUGAGCUAAUUAAAAGGUGUAUAAUAAUCGGUGAUUCGGGAAUAAAGACGAGACUUGUCGAUCAUCAUAUGGUGAGCAAGUCUUCCUUCUCCAUCACCUGGUGCUGUGCUGGCACCUGCAGCGAUGCCCCCCUGGCCCAGCUUUGGGCUCUGAGCUGGCAGCUCUCCCACGGGAAAGGCCUUGACCUACUCUCAGCAUCUCCCAGAGGC
Messenger RNA from Passer montanus (Eurasian tree sparrow), 1718 nucleotides. RefSeq names its product killer cell lectin-like receptor subfamily G member 1. The coding region runs from base 199 to 891 and encodes 230 amino acids. The transcript is spliced from 7 exons. Lineage: Eukaryota; Metazoa; Chordata; Aves; Passeriformes; Passeridae. The record is from RefSeq and is a predicted model, not a curated record.